This is a messenger RNA of Anopheles aquasalis, 1288 nucleotides long. RefSeq names its product acidic fibroblast growth factor intracellular-binding protein (gene Fibp). Gene Ontology annotation, cellular component: nucleus. The record is from RefSeq and is a predicted model, not a curated record. Lineage: Eukaryota; Metazoa; Arthropoda; Insecta; Diptera; Culicidae.
ACAACACCGGCAGGAUUUGUGCAAUAAUUCGUUCUCCAAAAGUUUUACAAGUUCUCUACCUCCCAACUAAACCCACGCUCGCUCGGUUAUGUUCACCGACGUCCACGUCGAUGUGUUUAUCAGCAACUAUACGAUCAUCGAUCCUGAAAUCUUCCAGCUAUGGGUCGAAGGAUAUUCCUCUGACGAUGCCGUAACGUUGCUCAAACAGAAGGGCGGUAUGUUCGCGGAUGUACCUCAUGAGCUGAUAACUUCCGAUGUGCAGGACCACUAUCGCACCUACGCCCUGCUGGAAAAGUUCCUGCACUCACCACCCAAGCUGGCCGAGCAGCCGACGUUUCAAAUCGGCUCACAGGACCGUUCGCUGCUGAUCGAUCGGUACUACUCGCUAGACGACACCGUCGCGCGGGAGCUGUUUGGCAAGAAGUUUAACUCGCGGAACCGCAAAGACCUGGAUGAGGUAGCGGAGAAGACUGGCGUCAGGCUCAAGUCCUGCCGAAGACAGUUUGAUAACGUGAAACGCAUCUUCAAAGCGGUCGAGGAAACGCAGGGCAACAUUGCGCACAACAUUCGCCAGCAGUUUAUACUGCCGGAAGAGCUGGCCCAGAAGUACGCGGCGGUCGUGUUCAUUGCCUGCUUGCGCUUUGAAACAGCGAAGAGAAAGCUGCAGUAUCUUAAUUUUAAGGAUUUUUACGAAUGUUCUCAGGCUCUGAUGACUUUUUGGACGUACACAUACCAACACUCGGGAGCAGACUAUUUGGACACCGAAAUGGAUAAGGAGUUUUUGCUCGAUUUACGUGAAAUACGUUACCUGCUAGAUAAAGAGAAAGAAAUUAAACACUUGGUUUCUAUACGUUUAAAGCCAACGCUACUGGAGCGGGCGUACCAGGAAGUGGACAAUAACUUCCGUACCUACUACCGUGCAAUCAUUAUGCUGGCGUGCAAUCUGCAUCGGACGAGGGAGAUGAGACUGCUGUUCGUGGAGCUGACUGAGCGAUUGAUUGAGCCGUGGAAACAGAAUGGCUGGACGCGUGAUCAGGUGCAACAAUUUAUGCAGUGUCUGACGCAGUGUGUGCUGGAUUUGGAGGUACCACGGGAUAAUCAGGAUAUCCGGUGUCUAUGGGAACGUUACAUGCAAGUUAUAAAUGUGUGCUUACUUCGAAUGUAUCAUCCCUAGGAUAGUGCAAUAGGUUGUUAACUUAUCUACCGUACGUUCUCUUUAGUUUAUUAAAUGAAAGCUUGCAAUAUUGUACAUUUAGUCAAAAUAGAAGAAUAAACGCUCAAACCAUUA